This is a messenger RNA of Pochonia chlamydosporia 170, 207 nucleotides long. RefSeq lists its product as hypothetical. The record is from RefSeq and is a predicted model, not a curated record. NCBI's taxonomy places the organism in Eukaryota, Fungi, Ascomycota, Sordariomycetes, Hypocreales, Clavicipitaceae. The coding region runs from base 1 to 207 and encodes 68 amino acids. The transcript has a single exon.
AUGUCUAGAACUUGUGUCUUGCGGAUGUUGCGUCCGGGGUUUCGUAGAUGCUUCGGUUUGGGCCGAUUUCUCAAACGCAGGGAGUGGCUGGCAAUGAGACUAUACAUGGUCAAUAUGAUCAGGUACUUGAUUCAAUAUUCGCAUUUGACAAUGGAUCCCAGGAAGUAUGUGGUCUUGGUGAAGGUACCUGGGUACCUAGGUAGGUAG